AUCCCGGCUUCGUCGGCCCAUCCUUGCAUAGCGCUGUUUCGAACUUUCGAUCCACCCCUUCACUGCCACCCUACGAAUACAGUCAGCAAUCGCCAUUAAAUUUGUCGCGAAUCCUGUCAGCCGUCAAUCGAGCGGGAAGAACAACCCAAGAGCAACAGGAACGGAAACAGAAACAAAACUAGAAAGAAAUCUAGAUAUAUAUCAAGCAAUACACAAUGCCUACUUCAUUGGAUUCAUCCCGCCCAAUUAUGGCACCCUCUACUAUCGGAUCUCCUCGCGCCUCGAUGCGCUACAGCACAUAUAGCACAGCGCCUUCGCUGGCCGCGACAGUACAGACAACCGACUCAGCGCAUGCCGAAAUUCGUGACAUAGAGACCGGACUUGCGCGUAUGGAAAAUAAGGCUUUAUCGCAACAGCGUGUCGUAUUAUCCGAGGAAAAGUCAGCCAACCUGAACAAACUUGCUCUCGGUGCCAAACUCGAUCGCGCUCUCGACCGUCGCAUGACUAGCCAAGACGCCGUGAUGAGACCCAGAAACCGAAGCAUCCCCGAAAAAGAAGAACAAGACCCGGAGAAGCAACAAUAGAGUGAACGAAGAAUGCGAUUAAAUGAAUAAGACGUGAGCAAUACGGCAUUUUAGAGGAUGAUACCAUACGAGCGAUAGCCAUAGCCAUGAGUUGAAGUCUUUUUUUCCCCUCUUUCAACGUUGUUUUUUCUUGGUUGGGACGUCUUGUAUAGGUAGGGUUGAGAGGGAUACUAUUUUCUCAUUACUGGAGGGUAUUCACGGUUAUCUGCAUUGGUUGGGCUCUUGUUUAUUGUUGGAUGACAAUAUUCGAGGUUAGGGGACUUGUCUUCCCACCAGAUCGCAGAUGAGGUGUCAUAGAAGAUCAAGGGACGU
Messenger RNA from Hypoxylon trugodes, 896 nucleotides. RefSeq lists its product as uncharacterized. The transcript is spliced from 2 exons. Bases 216 to 584 code for a protein of 122 amino acids. The record is from RefSeq and is a predicted model, not a curated record. NCBI's taxonomy places the organism in Eukaryota, Fungi, Ascomycota, Sordariomycetes, Xylariales, Hypoxylaceae.